UCUAGUUGAGACAAACGUUCCCGCCUACCUAAAAUGUGAUUGGUUGUUCAGUUCUCUUCUCCUGUUCUCAUUAGUAGAUAGGCUGCCCGUCAGGGAACUUGACACGUGAGACAAGUUUACAACUCUAUACACGUGCAGCUGGUGUGACAGGGCUCGCGCGAGCAUCCCACAUCCGCGGAGCAGAGACAGAGACGGUCGCACACACCUGAGAGUUGUUCCGUUUAAAACCAUUUGGCGCACACAUGGAUGUGAAUUAACGGACAUUCACCUGUUCGCAUCAGGUGUGUUAUGAAGACUCAUAUUUCCGUUUCUUCAUGGCAAGAAGACUCGGUGAUGUCCGCCUAGCAUGGCUGUGUCUCCUGCUCCGACCACCCAGGGACCGGUAUGGCUUCUAGCCGCAUCCGCAGACUGGACCUCCCAUCCCGGAGCAUCUUCAGGAAGGCGGCGGUCAUGCUCUGCUCCCUUUUUACCCCUCUUACCCUCCUCAUCCUCCUCACCGAAAGGAGCACCUUGCCCUCUCCGGUCAAAGCCUUCUCUAGUCGGGAUACCGGACUCUGGUCGGAGCUGACAGGUUCGCGGGCUCACGAACGCUCGAGGAAGGUUCUGCAGCUUGCCGACUCUCUCACAGUACCGGAUUUGGUCGUGUCGCCCCGGUUCGCAGGUAAAAUCAGUCCGCUCGGGGAGGGGAGCAGGAAGCUGCCGCAGGCGCUCAUCAUCGGGGUGAAGAAAGGAGGAACGCGUGCUCUGCUGGAGUUCCUGCGGGUCCAUCCGGACAUCAGAGCCGUGGGAGCGGAACCGCACUUCUUCGACCGCAACUAUCAGAACGGACUGGACUGGUACAGGGAUCUGAUGCCGAAGACCCUAGAGGGCCAGAUCACCAUGGAGAAAACCCCCAGCUACUUUGUGACCCGAGAAGCUCCAGCGAGGAUAUCGGCCAUGUCCCGGGACACCAAAGUGAUCGUGGUAGUGAGGGACCCCGUCACCAGAGCUAUCUCAGACUACACACAGACGCUGUCUAAGAAGCCCGAUAUUCCUUCAUUUGAGAGCCUCACCUUCAAAAACAGGACUACGGGUCUCAUUGACACCUCUUGGAGCGCCAUCCAGAUUGGCAUCUAUGCCAAACACCUGGACAACUGGCUGCAGUACUUCCCCAUGGACCAGAUCCUUUUUGUGAGCGGUGAGCGUUUGAUCAGCGACCCAGCUGGUGAGCUGGGCCGGGUCCAGGACUUCUUAGGCCUCAAGAGGAUCAUUACAGACAAACACUUUUACUUCAACCAGACAAAAGGAUUCCCGUGCCUCAAGAAAGCAGAGGGAAGCAGCAAACCCCACUGCUUGGGAAAAACCAAAGGGCGAACCCAUCCGAACAUUGAUCCAGAGGUGGUGCAGAGGCUACGGGACUUCUAUAGACCCUUCAACAUGAAGUUCUACCAGAUGACGGGACGUUUUUUUGGCUGGGAUGAUUGAAUGUGUUUUUUGUUUUUGGUACAUGUGGAGUGCCAGAAACACUGCAGUGGAGUUCUGGGGCCAGACACACCAUAGAACAAGAAUUCAACACUCUGAGUUUACUGUUGUUAUAUUAUGAGGAUAAAGUCUCGUUUUGGUUAGUUGGAGAGAUGUUAAGAUCAUAACUGUAUUCUUUAUGAAUGAGGGGCUCAUUCAAGUUUAUUAUCAAUAUUUGCUUAUGAUAUUUAAAUUGCAUAACAUCUUAGAGUUAUUAAAACACUCUUGCAGAGCAGGUUUUAUUUAAAAAAACACAAUUUUAAUGAUGGUUUGGUUAUCAAAAUCACAUUAAUGGUUGUGUGUGUGUGUGUGUGUGUGUGUGUGUGUGUGUGUGUGUGUGUGUGUGUGUGUGUGUGUAUGUGUAUGUGUGUGUGUGUGUGUGUGUGUGUGUGUGUGUGUGUGUGUGUGUGUGUGUGUGUUUAAGGAUUGUCCACCACUAACUCUUUGUCUACAUUUUUUUAUUUUUCUAUCCAACAUUAGUUAUUUAACUGUUGUUUCAAAUACUAUUUUUAUCUCAAAUGACAUAAUAAACACUCAGGA
This is a messenger RNA of Nothobranchius furzeri (turquoise killifish), 2040 nucleotides long. Its product is annotated as heparan sulfate glucosamine 3-O-sulfotransferase 3A1. The record is from RefSeq and is a predicted model, not a curated record. Gene Ontology annotation, molecular function: [heparan sulfate]-glucosamine 3-sulfotransferase activity. Lineage: Eukaryota; Metazoa; Chordata; Actinopteri; Cyprinodontiformes; Nothobranchiidae.